Molecule: messenger RNA, 1680 nt
Organism: Nicotiana attenuata
Lineage: Eukaryota; Viridiplantae; Streptophyta; Magnoliopsida; Solanales; Solanaceae
Product: probable receptor-like protein kinase At1g80640
Exons: 10
Coding region: 102-1388 (428 amino acids)
Biological process (GO): protein phosphorylation
Molecular function (GO): ATP binding; protein kinase activity
Source: RefSeq, a predicted model, not a curated record
UCUUCAAAUUUUGUUGAAGAAGAAAUAAUUAGAUUUUAUCUUGUUUUUGGUUCUUUUUCAUGGACCCAUUUGGAUUCUUCAUCUGUUUGUUCUAGUUGUUGAUGUUUAAUGGACCCUUCUUUUUCCUCCAUUAUUUCACCUAUAGCACCACCCAUUUCUCCAGUUUUUUCAUCAGCACCACAUUUUCUCCAGAGGUUCAAGUUGGGAGUCAGAAGCAUCAUAUGGAUCAAAACAGGAAGCUGCUCAUAGCACUAAUUGCAGCUUCUUCUGCAUUGGGAGCAAUCAUAUUUUUCAUGAUUUGCUUCUGGAUUUAUCACAAGAAGAGGUUACAGAAAUCUGAUUUGGACAGUAGUCAUAGCUCAGAUGGUGUGAAGGGGAUUGCAUUAGGACCAGUAAUGUGUAAAUUCAAUUCUUUGAAGUCCACUUAUAGUAGUAAGAAAGCUGCAUCUGUUUGUUUAAUGGAGUACAAGACAUUAGAAUCAGCCACCAACAAUUUUCAAGAAAGUGAGAUUUUAGGUGAAGGGGGAUUUGGAUGUGUAUACAAAGCUAAAUUGGAAGAUAAUUUGUAUGUAGCUGUCAAGAAACUAGAAGGUGGAACUCAAGAUGCCAUUAAAGAAUUCGAGACUGAGGUAGAGUUGUUGAGUCAAAUUCAACAUCCGAAUAUAAUUUCAUUGUUGGGAUAUUGCAUUCACGGUGAUACAAGACUCCUCGUGUAUGAACUAAUGCAAAAUGGAUCUCUAGAAAGUCAAUUACAUGGACCUUCCCGUGGAUCAGCAUUAACAUGGCACCAAAGAAUGAAAAUUGCCCUUGAUGCAGCAAGAGCAUUAGAAUAUUUGCACGAGCACUGCAAUCCACCAGUGAUUCAUAGAGAUCUGAAAUCAUCUAAUAUUCUUCUAGAUUCCAACUUCAAUGCAAAGCUCUCAGAUUUUGGUCUAGCUGUGCUCGGUGGGGCUCAAAACAAAAACAACAUCAAGCUCUCUGGAACUUUAGGUUAUGUAGCCCCGGAAUACCUUUUAGAUGGAAAGUUAACUGAUAAGAGUGAUGUAUAUGCAUUUGGAGUUGUUCUUCUGGAGCUUCUAUUGGGAAGAAGGCCUGUAGAGAAACUGGCACCAGCUCAAUGCCAGUCUAUAGUCACAUGGGCCAUGCCUCAGCUCACAGAUAGAUCAAAGCUUCCAAAUAUUGUGGAUCCUGUGAUCAAAGAUACAAUGGAUUUAAAGCAUUUAUAUCAGGUUGCUGCAGUUGCUGUGUUGUGUGUUCAGCCUGAGCCAAGCUAUCGCCCCCUAAUAACGGACGUAUUACAUUCGUUAAUCCCCCUUGUUCCGGUAGAAUUAGGUGGGACCUUCCGAGUUACUACACAACACGUGCAGGCGCCUUUUGCUGCCGUGUGAUGCCUUCAGAGUGCUGAUUCUGUCAAAGAGUUUACGGUCUGCAAUUCGAAGUUGCUGCCUUACCAAUUUUGCAUCACUUCUCUGCACAAUUUUGGUUAUUAUACUAAUGCAAGUCAAGGAGGGAUGUUGGUCUAGCCCGAGCACAAGAUAAUUCAAGUAUUCAACCUCAAUUUUCUAUGUAAAUUGAAGCAAGUGAAUUUGAUUUAUGAAAUUGGUGUAUAUAGAAAAGUCACCUGAACUGUUAAUGUAUUCACAAAAAUUGGAUUUUUUCAAUUUUCGGCUUAUUAACAUU